Drosophila persimilis is the source of this 2396-nucleotide messenger RNA. Its product is annotated as U3 small nucleolar RNA-associated protein 14 homolog A. Gene Ontology annotation, biological process: rRNA processing. Gene Ontology annotation, cellular component: nucleolus; small-subunit processome. The transcript is spliced from 2 exons. NCBI's taxonomy places the organism in Eukaryota, Metazoa, Arthropoda, Insecta, Diptera, Drosophilidae. The record is from RefSeq and is a predicted model, not a curated record. The coding region runs from base 15 to 2312 and encodes 765 amino acids.
GUUUGGCUAAAAAUAUGAGUGACGAUGAGGAGCACUACAAUCCAAAGGCUCACAAGAAGCUUCUUACGGCCAUUGGCAGCUUGGGAAGUGUCCAGCACAUACAGAAAUCCACACGAGACGAGCGCCAGACGCGUCAGGAUGAGUUUCAGCUGGUGAAAAGCGUGAGAGCAGCGGCGUCGGAGCACAAACCCAGGGCCGUUGGGCUGAAUGAUCUGGUGCAGAUACUGCGUACCUCCUCCAAGCACGCUCAAACGGGCAAGAAGCUCAAGAAUAUCCAGAGCACCAAGAAAGUGUUGGAGAAGCCGCUGGAAAAGCCAGCAGCGGAUCGCAUUAGGCGCACCAUUGGCUAUGAGGGAGUCACUAAGAAGCUCGGUCGAUGGGAUGCUGUGGUGGCCCAACAGCGCUCGGCAGAGACCCAGAUCUUUCCGAUACCCUCGGAAACAAUUUAUGUCAACACAGCGGCCCAUGCCAAGCCACUGAAGACGAGCAUUCAGUCUGAUUUGGCUAAGGAGCUGGAAGCCAGCAAGCAGAAACUCCACGAGCUUCGCAAAGCACAAAUUGGGGACACUUCGGAUGAGAAGGUCUUGGCGCAACAGGAGCGAGAUCUGCUACAGAAGAAGCUCACUCGCGACGAGCUUUUUGCCCGUCGCAAGGAAUUGGCCUAUCUGAAGAUGCGCGAGUCCCAGAAGUCAGCGAAGGCGCGCAUGCAGAACAAAAUCAAGUCGAAGAAAUUUCACAAACUGCAAAAGCGUCAAAAGAUGCUCGAGCAGAUGAAGGAGUUCGAGCUCCUGCAAAAGACCAAUCCGGAAGCGGCGCUGGAAAAGCUGAAUGCCAUGGAAAAGAUUCGCGUCCAGGAGCGUGCCAGCUUGAGGCACAAGAACACCGGCACAUGGGCCAAGAACUUGCAAGUGCGAGCUAAAUACGACAAGGAUGUGCGUAAGGACCUCGCCGAGCAGCUGGCCGUCAGUCGACAGCUGACGCAGAAACAAAAAGAAUCGGAUAGCGAAACCGAACUGAAUAUUAAGCCAGCUGCUCACGAAGAGGAGGAAAAAGAUUAUGAUCCUUUUAACCCGUGGACAAAGCAAAAAGUGGCCGGAAAAGCUCCUACACAAAAGGCAGCUAGUGAGGAUCCCAAUUGGCGCAAAUAUUGGACAGAGCGCAAUCAGAAUACGAAGUUGUUGGAGGAACAUCGUAAUGAUUUAGAAGAUGUGAAGCCUGCGGAGGACUCUGACGUAGAAGAGGAAUUAAAAUCGGAACCCAAACAGAAACCAUCGAAGAAAAAGGUCAAAAAGCCAAAAGUUUCUUUUCAGAACGGCUGGGAAGUAGAGGAAGUCGAUCCUGAGACCAAUGUAAGAGGCGAGAGCAAAAUUGACGAUAUAUUUGAAGCACACGAAGAGAAAAUGAGGGCAAAGCUGACCAAAAGACUAGCGAGUCUGCAGCAGCGAACUGAUCGACUUAAAGCAGCUCCUGCCAAAAGCAAGAAGGUGAAAAAGAAGAAGGAUAGCUUGAAAAACCUCAAGGAUUUGGCCAUUAAAAAGACAAAACAACGUGUUGAAAUUGAUGAGCCUUUAAACCACGAUGAUGAGCCUCAGCAACAAGUAGACGCCGCCAUUCUGGAGAGUGCUCCGGAAGCUAAAGUGGAUUCAGCUGUGGACACCAUUGACCUCGCUAAUGUAGCAACUUUAGUGUGGACGCAGAAGAAGCGUAGUUCAGGUGCACUCAAUGAUGCAUUAGUGAACGACGAUGAGGCUGAAUACGAUGAGGAAGAUGCUGCGGCGGAGCAUCAGUUGACCAUUAGUCAGGCCUUCGAAGACGAUGACAUUAUAGCCGACUUCAAUAGGGACAAGACCAAGGACUCUGAACUAAAAAACACCGAGCUCCAGCUGGCUAUGCCAGGAUGGGGCUCCUGGGCUGGUGCUGGGAUAUCUCACGAGGUCAUGGAAAGACGCAAUAAGCGACUCUUGCUCAAACUGGCUGCUCCCGAAAAGCGGCGCGAUGACAACAAGGACAAUCUCUUCAUUAACGAGACAAGUACCAAGCAGGCACGGCAGCACAUGGUGUCCAGCGUACCAUUCCCCUUCAGAUCUCUGGCCGACUACGAGGCCAGCAUUCGGGCGCCCAUUGGCAGGAACUUUGUUCCAGAGACGGCCUUCCGAAUGCUGACACGUCCUGCAGUCAUCACACGUAAGGGCCAGGUGAUUGAGCCAAUGGAUGAGAGUGAACUGGUGAAGCCUGAUAGGCGUCUUAGGCAUAUUGUUGAUAAGAGAAUAAAGCGGCUCCCGAAGGUGCCACCCAAGGCCCAGAAAGCUUAGAAUUCAAUUUAAAAUAAAUAGAAGCCGUAAUAAUAAAUAUUAUGCUAUCGACUGUAGCAAUAAAGAUAUCGCAUGCGAAGCGAA